Messenger RNA from Esox lucius (northern pike), 4406 nucleotides. It is a transcript of the gene il17rd, whose product is annotated as interleukin 17 receptor D. The coding region runs from base 286 to 2616 and encodes 776 amino acids. Gene Ontology annotation, molecular function: protein binding; interleukin-17 receptor activity. The transcript has 14 exons. NCBI's taxonomy places the organism in Eukaryota, Metazoa, Chordata, Actinopteri, Esociformes, Esocidae. The record is from RefSeq and is a predicted model, not a curated record.
CAUGAUUGGGAAUGCAUACAUAUGCGUAUGGAAAAUGACUAACAAAAAGUAGAUGAACAAUAUAGUUUUUUUUUGGUACCAAAAACAAACUUUUUGCCAACCAAAAGCAGCACUAUUCUAGACCGUAAAGUAGGCGUGUGGGCCACAACCCCACCUUGCGGCAAACACCAGCCCACUCCAAUAUGAUCCAACUGCAACACGCAGAACUCGUAUCACAGACAACAUUUUGAGACGGACCGCUCGUGCUUCAUAGUCAGAUCAGAUGGUCUUCAUGGACUAGCGGGGAUGGCUACGCGGGCGAGACUAUUUUACCUAUUCACUUUUUUCCUGUUUGCAACCUACUAUUCGGCAUCACCGGCCCCAGAAACCAAAAAAGGAAUCUCGGAAAAAUGCAGUUAUAAGGGGCUCCAGGUCCAGUCAAGUUCUGAUGAGAAUGGUCGGAAGCUUGGGGUCACAUUCCGAACAGACAACUGCUCUGUGACCUGGAGCCAGUUGGGGAAGCACGCCAUCCAUGAGGUGAACAAUGUGACGUUCAGUCACCUCUCCUGUGACAGCCAGGCUGCUGUGCUGGUCCACUGGAUGCCCAGUCCGCUAGGUAUCGAGUAUGUGAAAGGCUUCAGAGUGUACCUGGAGGAUAAGAACCCAGAGGAUAAACAGUGUCAACACAUGAUCCUCAAAGACCCGCGACAGCUCAACUUCUCCUACAAGAUUCUGAAGAUGAGCUCCCAGCCCUUUGCUGGCCUGGCCUUUGAGACAGACUAUAUGGUUCGAAUCGUUCCUUUCCCCACCUUCAUGAAUGACAGCUUCUUCCCUCCAUCCUUCCUGCGCACCAACUCCUGCGAGGUUCUACUGGGCCCAGACAACCUAGUCUGCAAACCAUUCUGGAAGCCCAAGACUCUCAGCAUCUCCCAGCUGGGCUCCAACAUCCAUGUUGUCUUCGACCAUGCCCCAUCCACCUUUGGCUUCACCGUUUACUACCUGUAUUACAAACUAAGACAGGAAGGACCUUUCAGGCUCAAACGCUGCAAACCGGAGUUAAAUCUGCCCAAAACAACAUGCGUUCUUCAAGAUAUGAUUCCAGGCACAUAUGCUAUUGAGCUAAGAGAUGAAACCAACAUUACUAGGAGACAGGCCCAGUACUACGUGAGUCAAGUCCACUUCCCAUGGGCAGGGCCUAUUCGAGCCAUGGCCAUCACUGUCCCUCUAGUCAUCAUGUCGGCUUUCGCUACACUCUUCACUGUGAUGUGCCGCAAGAAACAACAAGAGAAUAUCUACUCUCAUCUAGAUGAGGAGAGCUUUGAGUCUUCUUCUCACACCACGGCACUGAAUGCAGACAGAAUCUGGCCUCGGACGAAGGUGUUCGUUUGCUACUGCACCAAGGACUGCCCCAAACAUCUCGCCGUCAUACAGAGCUUUGCCUUCUUCCUCCAGGAUUUCUGUGGCUGUGAGGUGACUCUGGACCUGUGGGAGCACCUGCAGAUCUGUAAGGAGGGCCAGAUGUCCUGGCUGAGCCGGAAGAUAGAUGAGGCUCACUAUAUCAUCACCGUGUGUUCCAAGGGCCUUAAGUACUACGUAGAGAAAAAAAGCCGUAGAGGGAAGUCGCCAGCUAGAACCAGUGCUGGAGGAGGUGGGGCAGCGGCGGUUGCCAGUGGAUCUGAGCUCUUUAUCGUUGCCGUGGCCAUGAUCGCUGAGAAACUGUCCGAGGCGCGCCAAAGAGACCAGGACCUGUCUCGUUUCAUGGCUGUCUACUUCGACUACUCCCAUGAGAGCGACAUCCCGACUAUACUGAGCCUCGCACCCAAGUUCAAGCUCAUGGAUCAGCUCCCUCAGAUGUUUGGCCGCCUCCACUCCCUGCAGCUGAGUUUACCGGAACGUGAGCCGCAGCCACUCAACAUCAGCAAGAGGAACUACUUCCGGAGCAAGUCAGGGCGCUCUCUAUACGUGGCCAUCUGCAACAUGCACCAGCACAUCUCGCUGGAGCCCGAUUGGUUCGAGAGGCAAUUGAUGCCCUCUCCUCCGGCGCCGCCUCCACAGCAGCAUGACACUGCCCGUUUAUCAUCAUCAUCGUCUCACAUGGAGAAGUUUGACUCCGGGUUGGUGCUCAAUGAGGUUUUAUUCAAAAUGCCAUCAGAGAGCGAGGGUAGUGUGAGGAGAAAUGUGUUGGUCACAACUCUUCCCCCUACCCUCAGUCUGGCCCACUGCUCCCUGGACAGACCUGGAGGACCUGGGCCCAGAUUCAGCCUUUCUCAAACAGAGCCUGGGGACUCGUCCGGAACUUCCUCUUGUCCUUUGGGUCUAGGGUCUCUGAGGCCAGUUGUCCUGCCCUUGACUGGCGACGGUUCGUCCAGUCCCCCAGAGAUGCCCAGGGACUCAGGGAUCUAUGAUUCUUCGGUGCCAUCCUCUGAGCUUUCAAUCCCCCUCAUGGAGGGCCUUUCACCUGAUCAGGCUGACUCCUCCUCCCUAGCUGACAGCGAAUCGUCUUCUUUUGGACUGGGUGAUGAGGAGCCCCCUACUGACAGCUCUGUGCACUGUGCCAUGCCCAACAUCUGUAAAGCUGAGCUCCACCACCAUCUGGAGCUGUCGGGACUAGGACUGACUCCAGUUCUUCCUUUGUAAUGAACUUAACAACAACAUUAUUAUACCAACAUUAUAUAACAUUCAAACCUUCAACAAUACUGCCUUGAUUGCAAUCCCUGACUUUGACUCCUACUUGCUAUCUACUCACUGUAUACCAUAUGAACAGUGACCAAUCGAAUGGAUUCUCGUGAGUUCAUCUGCUUUAGACUCUUUGAACUGCAGCCUGAUUAUGUGACUUUUAUGAACAAAGAGGAUGAUUUUAGUGUUUUGUAGACCUUCCGUAGCUGUUGUGUGGGCUUUUGUCAAGCAGUUAGGGCAAGACAUUAAAAAUGGUUGUAUGUCCUUCUGCAGUGCUUAACUGUAACUGGUGUAAUGGUAUUUCCUUUAGACUAGACCAGAUUUUCCGUUUGAAAUCCUGAACCCCAUUCCAGGUUACAAUUUUUUUUAAUGAUAAACCUGCACCUCUAGUGCCUUUAAAGGGGUUACACAUUUCACCUGGUUCAACAACAAAUUAACCCUUGAUAACUGAAUUUGGCUAUGUUAGUGCUGUUUUGAAUUAGAUAACUUUUUGUUUGAUACAUUUUAAUUUAUUUUGAUGAAAUAACUUUACAGUAGGUGUCAAAGGACCUUUUACAUUUUAAUAAUUUAUCAGAAACUCCUAUCCAGAGAGACUUACUGUAAGUGCAUUCAUUUAAGAAAGCUAGGUGAAACAAUCACAGUUUAGUAGUAGUAGUUUGAGUGCCUGUUAAUCUCUGACUUAGUUAUUGGCAUGAGUCAGUGCUGGAAAGAAUACCAUAUAAAUAAUAAACAUUUAAUAAAAUGUUCACACCAAAUUGAUUUGAAAACUCUUGAGUUAGAGUUCAGGUAUUUUGGGACUACCCAGAGUUUUUUGUAUUCCUAUAUUUGCCACCAGCAGUCAGUUUUUCCUCACUCACUGCAAUGGAUAGGAGAAGGACUUUAAGGAUGUUAUCAUUUAACUGAAACUUGGGAAACAUACUGUUAUUCAACUCCUACAGAAGAAAAUGGAACCCAGUCUGUGUGGGUCUACUCCAGUGUUUGUUAUAUGUUGUCAGUGCCAGUUAAUUUGAAAAGAUUAUGUAAAUGUGCAAAAGUGUGAUUUUGAAAAUGUUUUAUUACAAUUUUGUAUCAUUAGUUUUUUUCCUACAUUAUAUAUGAACUUCGUACUGUUUUAUAGUACUCUAAUGUAGGAAAUAAGCUUUAAAUGAAAUUAAAGUUUUUUUAUUAUUAUUGAAUACAUUUUUUAUUUCUGUGAUACCUUAGUUAAGGUCAAACAAUUUUGAAGGAUGGCUGUGCGAGGUUAUAUUUGUUCUAUAAGUGGAACUAAACAUGUCAUUACAAAAAGGUGAUCUAUUUUGCACUUUUGAGUUUUGAUGUAAACACUAAAAUCUGCCCAGUUGAAUUGGUACUUCAAUGCAUCACUAGAUUAUUUAUUUUUCCAGGGGGUGGCAAUAGUUUUGACAGAUGCUGUGGAGCUAGCUAGCCUUUUUGAGGUUGCGAUACAAUGACUCCUUCUCAUGAUCCAAAAUAUCUAUAAAAUCAAUAUAAAUUCUGGAUAUUGCUUGUGGCCAAGAAAUGUAGGUGGUCUAUUUCUGCAGAAGUGCACUGUUGUAGCAAUGCCAAUGUAACUGAUUGGUCAAGAUUAGAAGGCCCACCCCUCUUGAUUGUGGGAUUAAUAUUCUCCCACAAACCUUGAAAUAUAAAACUUACCACCUAGUAAAUCUGUCUGAGAGUACGCAUAGAAGGAUUCGCAUAUGCAUCUCAGCCUCACAGAAGAAAAUUUGUUGCGGUGAAUGCUCUUGUAAAUCUGA